GUCCUUGUUCCGCCAUGUUGAUGAUCGUCGUGUUCUAUUGCAUGAGACCAGUUUACUAGAGGCCAGUGUUGCAGUGGCCGUGGUAACAGGAUGGUUGUGGCGUCGCUUUGCUCAAGGUUUAGUGAACAACAAAGCAUCAUACAAACUUUCAACAGAUAGACACACGUCCAUCCUGUGUAAGAUAUUAAACCAAAGAACAUGUGGAAGUUAUGGACGGCUGGGAGACUGCGUGUCUGUGUGGCGGUGCUUCUGUUCGUAACACUUGGUGGUGGUACAUUACCAGAACUGGAAUGCCCAGAAGACUGUGACUGCCAUUAUUUCCGAAUCAACUGGGUGACGGACUGUUCAGAGAGCAACUUCACAGAGAUUCCUCACGAAGGACUCAGUCAGAACGUCUACAUCCUUAAUAUGAACAGCAAUAAUGUCACAGCGGUGCAGCCUUUCCCUGAAGACAUCAAGUUGAGGCGUCUGCAGCUAGCAGACAACUUGCUGACUACGCUCAGUAAGGACUCGUUCGCAGGCCUCGCGUAUCUACUAGAUGCUGACUUUUCAGGGAACCAAAUCACCCACGUAGACACAGACGCUUUCAGGGACAGUCCAGGACUAAUUACUCUUGAACUCCAAGAGAAUCCUCUGGAGCCAGUUGAUGGACCUUUCCUAUCCUCAAGGUCCCUCAUGUACCUCGACCUGAGUGACUGUCAUUUGACCAGAUUGUCCACCCAGUUUUUCACCCUUUCUACAUCCCUCAACAAACUGGAUUUAUCUGGAAAUCCACUGGGAUCCAUCAAAGAAGGAAUAUUUGAUCCACUAACAAGCCUGGAGCAUUUGAAACUAAAUCGCUGUAACAUGACUCAUAUAGCUGAUACAGCUUUUAGGAAUGUGACAAACCUGAAGACACUGGAAUUGUCUGAGAAUCAUCUCACCACUGUGCAGUGGACAAGGGUUCUUGGCAGCCUGGAACUUCUAGAAUAUCUAGAUCUUAGAAAAUCUGCAUUGAAUAAUCUUCCUGGGGAUGCUUUUGUAAAGAAUAAUUGGCUCAGAAGUCUAGUCCUUGCUGAAAAUGAGCUUCGUGAUUUGGAUGUCGCAACAACAUUAGGUCAGAAUCUUCUUCAACUUGAUACACUGGACUUGUCAAACUGUCAUCUCAGGGGGCCUCUGUCAGAAGAUGCGUUUGCAAAUGCUACAAAACUUCGAACUUUAUUACUUUCUGGUAACUUUCUGUCAGCGUUGGAUUUAUCUGUGGCACUUGAACCACUGACACGUCUCCACAAGUUGUCGUUGAAGACCUGUGGACUCACACAUCUUCCUCCAAACACUUUUCAUCGUCUGACAGCCCUAGAAGAAUUGGACAUAUCAAGAAAUCCUUUGAAUGAUGCAUUUACUGGAAUUCUGUCACCUUUGGAGACUCUUCAAAUACUUGAUAUGAGUUACAGUAAUCUGUCUCAUAUAUCACGUGGUACAUUCUCAAAAAUGACGCAUUUACGACAGUUGAUGCUUUCUGGAAAUCACCUUACCGAUCUUGAGUCUGGAUUGUUCCAAAAUUUAACACAGUUGAGGACUCUAGAGCUGAAUGAUUGUGGGUUGAACCAUCCACCGGAGGAAGAUGUCUUUAGCACUGGCAUCUAUGAAGACUUCCAUGAACUACACUUAUCAGGGAAUCCUCUUGUCAUCACUGAAUCAGAGCCAUUACUUCCACGUCAGCUAUCUAAUGUACAGGUAUUAGAUAUAAGCAAGUGUAAUCUGCAAAAUUUACCAAAAGAUGCUUUCAAGAGCACCCCAAAAAUAACUAAGCUCAAGUUAUCGGGAAAUCACAUUGGUUCAGAAUCCAGAGACAUGGAAUUUGUUACGCAGUUGCCACAUCUUGAAUCUUUGGAUCUCAGUAACUGCAAUUUUAAUCGAUUAUCGCCAAAUGUUUUUUCAAAUAAUCCAAACCUUACAUCCCUUAAACUAAUGGGAAACCCUUGGAAAUGUGACUGCAGUAUACAUGAACUGUGGGAAUGGGCGUCUGUAACAAAAGGAAACUUGGCAAUUCUUGUUGGCUCUACCACUGCUCCAGAAGAUAUCAGUACUGGCAGUGGAAAACGCAAAAAGGGUUUAUUCUGUCAUUAUGAACUCAAUAGCUUCCCGUCACCAAAGACUCCUUCAAGAAUACGAACAAAAGACGUGCACGCAAGUAGGACUUGGGCAAAAUAUAUAAAGGAAUCAGACUGUGUAUCAAGAGGUGGUCCGAAAGCAGAGAGGUACGUGGCCGAUCGUGUCACUGAGGGAAAUACAAAUUUUUAUGUAGAAGAUUCACCACCUGCAUGGAUUGUCACGGUUGCCUGUGUAUCAGUUCUCAUCUUUCUCUCUGUGGCAGCUGGUACAGGUAUGGCAUUAUUGCUGAGAAGAGUGAAGAAGGAAAAUACCGGAAGAUAUUCAACAUCUACCACAUAUCUGGAGGAUAUGGAAAGUGUCAAAGAAGAGGACGUAAUGCCAAAACGGCGCAGGAACCAGAAGGUUGUUUAAAUUGUUUCACAUAUAAAAACUCUUAUGUAUUUAUCAUGAUGUCAUUAUCUGAUACUUCCAGAGAUCAUAAGGAUGCCAAUUCUUUACCACUAGUUACCUGUCGGAACCAUCACCC
Molecule: messenger RNA, 2620 nt
Organism: Zootermopsis nevadensis
Lineage: Eukaryota; Metazoa; Arthropoda; Insecta; Blattodea; Termopsidae
Molecular function (GO): protein binding
Source: RefSeq, a predicted model, not a curated record